Suillus discolor is the source of this 2461-nucleotide messenger RNA. RefSeq lists its product as uncharacterized. NCBI's taxonomy places the organism in Eukaryota, Fungi, Basidiomycota, Agaricomycetes, Boletales, Suillaceae. The record is from RefSeq and is a predicted model, not a curated record. The coding region runs from base 209 to 2461 and encodes 750 amino acids. The transcript has 14 exons.
GUCGAGAUUAAGACAGCCUGACCUGAGUUUCAAUUAAUAAUAUACUCUAUUGCUCACUACCAUCUGCAUCAAAGGUACACAGUAUUUCUAAGAUCUACAUUGCGUAUCACUCAUACUAGAUAGAAUCUGUUGUCAAGCCUCUUUCUCACUGCUCACAAAUUCCCCGCAAGUCCUCAUCUCGCCUUUUGUGCCAUCGAUUUCAAUUUCGAUGCCUCCUAAAUGGACAUCAAACAACGUGAAGUGUAACAUAUGUGGAAUACUAGUACGAGCUCGUGGACUGGUGCCGCAUGCAAAGAAAUGUAGGAAGCUAGCACGGGAGAAAGAAGAAGAUGACGAGGUCAAAGUGAUUAUCAAAGAAGCGACGGCGAAGAAACAAGCUUCAGUACCUUGGAAUCAUGCACCAUGGGAACCAUUCCAAACAUGGCUCAAUUUUGAGGUCGCAGAAAUUGCCCUUGAAGCUGCACUCACCGCAGAGCAAACCAAUCAUCUGCUUAGUCUCAUUCAUCGUUCCGCACGUAGGGAUGAAACCUUUACACUACAAAACCAUGAUGAAGUCCAGGAGUUGUGGUCAACUGCUUCCCAAUGCUUCACACCGUUUCAAGUUGAUGUAGUUUCGGUUCUGUAUCAAAACAAGGUGCACGAGUUUGAUAUGCACUACCAUCCUCUUUGGGAAUGGGCUCUUGAUAUGUUGCGAGAUCGAUGUCUUGUGUCGCACUUCAUAUUUGAUGCACAACGCCUAUACAAAUUCAAUGCCACUGGCUUUUAUCUAAACCUGCCUGUCGAAAUCUGGAAUUGUACUGGUUGGCUGCCUAUUGUGCCAGAGGAUCCAGAGCAUGCAGGAAAAAGCAGCUUUGUGGACUUCAAGAAUGCCGUUUGGCAUGAGUCCUUUUUGAAACUUCUAGAGUCCGUCAUACAGAUCUCAAGGACAGGAUAUUUGUUUGAGUGUGGUGAUGCCAUCCAGCGCCUGCUUUGGCCCUUGAUUUUGAUUCUGAGUGCCGACUAUGAAGAACAAUGUGUAAUGGCAUUGAUUUGUGGACUGAAAAGUAAAUUUCCAUGUCCGAUCUGCUUGGUCCCUCAAGACGAGCAAUCCGUCUUGUCUCAUGAACUUCGAUUACAGACAAGUGCUGAGUCUGAGGAGGCCCUUCAGUUGGCCCGUGCGAAGACAUCCAAGAAGGAGAGGGAAAAAUUACUCAAAACUUACUCGCUGCCACUCUCCUUUGAUCGCAUGCAUGUGUAUCAUGGAGGGCUUUGGAGGCACCAUUUAUGGAGGGAGCUUCAGUUCUGGAUACUUGAAUUAGGGCGAGAAGCUGUUGUGCAGAUGGAUGCGAAUUAUGAUGCUUUUCCACGGUGGUCUAACCUGACGCUCUUUUUGAAGGUAGUUGUGGUCAAUUUCAAUGAUACUUCACAUCACGAGGACAUAUUGAAGAUGGCUAUCUUUGCGGCGCAAAGGAUCCUCCGCCAUUCACAGAGUAAGCUCGGCUAUCUGCUUCUGCGAUGCAUACACCACUAUAUCAAUCCCGACAUUUACACUGGAUUUGAGGUUCACACUGAAGAUACAAUUUCUGCAGGAAGACAAGCUCUGCAGAGAUUUUCAGUGCUGAUGGAGGAGUAUAUUGUCAAAUCACAGCCUGUAACAGGCAAGGACUGGAAUUUCCCCAAGAAACAUGCAAGUUCGCAUCUAUUUGAUGAUAUCUUAGCAAAAGGCACAACACAAAACUACAACACAAAACCAAACGAGAAGAUGCACGGCCCUGUGAGGGACAUCUACCGCAAUCAAACAAAUUUCAAGGACAUUGCUACACAGAUUCUUCGCUAUGAUCAUUGGCUACUAACCUCAACAUCAAUGCGUUCUGAACUCGACGAGUUGGACAAGUACAAUUGGAAAGCCAACCUCCCAACAACAGAAGACGCAGACACAGAAAAUCCUGCAAUUUCUGUGGCUCCAGCUCCCUGCACCCACAUAAAGUUAGGCUUGGCGCAAGGUGACAUCUCAUUUGCAAGUCUCGAGCAGUCGCAUGCAGAUGACAGGGCCUUUGUUGAUGACAAGCGCAUUCAUUUGCAGGCUGACAACAAGAUUACUGGAUACAAAUAUCUGCAAGUCAACUACGAGUCUAUGUUCUUUGGAUCUCCACGAUAUGAUUGUGUUAUGGUUCAAACCAACAAUCAACCAUUUUUUGCUCGCCUUAUCUUCAUGUUCGGUUGCUCAAUUGGUGAAACCAAUCUUUCACUGGCGCUCAUACAUCCAUAUGAUGUUGGAAUUGGUGUCCGUAGAAAACAUGAUACUGACCUGGGACUAUGGCAUGUACGAGCCAAACCUCAGUCAUCUCCCAAAUUCAUCUCUGUAAGGUCAAUUAUCCGAGGGGCUGCGCUUGCCAGCGAUCCUGGGAAACAAGGUGAUUACUUCGUCAUUGACACAGUUGAUGCAGACAUGUUUCUUCGGCUCAAGUCUCUGCAAGCUUAA